AUGACGUCCUGGACGCUUUUAACAAUUGAUCCACUUAUUUUAUACUUCUGUAACUCGGCUGAAGCGACAGACAGCAAGAAGGUCCAUUGCCCACCUGUCCCUGGCUGUUCCCUGCACAUGAGCAAGGCAAAGAUCUCUAAGCCUGCUCCAGACUGGGUGGGGACAGCAGUAGUUGAUGGACAGUUGAAACAGCUCAGUCUGUUGGACUACAGAGGAAGAUACCUGGUCCUGCUCUUUUACCCUCUGGACUUUACGUUUGUCUGUCCCACUGAGGUGAUAGCUUUCAGUGAGCAUGUGGAAGAGUUCAGAGCCGUCGGAGCCGAGGUGGUCGCCUGCUCUACAGACUCCCAGUUCACACACCUGGCCUGGAUCAACACUCCUCGGAAGCAGGGUGGGCUUGGACUAAUGAAAAUCCCUCUUCUCUCUGACAUCACACACCAGAUUGCCAAGGACUACGGCGUCUACAUGGAGGACCUGGGACACACACUCAGGGGUCUGUUCAUCAUAGACAGUGUAGGUGUUCUGAGACAGGUGAUCUUAAAUGACCUCCCAGUAGGACGUUCUGUAGAGGAGACCCUGCGUCUGGUCCAGGCUCUGAAACAAACCGACACACACCACACAGCGUAA
Molecule: messenger RNA, 627 nt
Organism: Coregonus clupeaformis (lake whitefish)
Lineage: Eukaryota; Metazoa; Chordata; Actinopteri; Salmoniformes; Salmonidae
Product: peroxiredoxin-4-like
Exons: 6
Coding region: 1-627 (208 amino acids)
Biological process (GO): hydrogen peroxide catabolic process; cellular response to stress; cell redox homeostasis
Cellular component (GO): endoplasmic reticulum; cytosol
Molecular function (GO): thioredoxin peroxidase activity
Source: RefSeq, a predicted model, not a curated record